UAGUAGGAAAACCGAGUAACUUCAUAUACAGUCUUUGUUUACGCGAUAGCGAAGUUUGAUAAAAGUGAGUUGUUAUCGAUUAGUUUAGUCUGCAGUCAGAACUCGCGGGACGGUUGAGCGUGGCAAAAUAUUCCGCAAGUCUUGUCAGAUAAGUUUACAGGAUGUCGGAGGAGAUUCUCCAUAACGAGGACAAAGAGACUCUGAGGAGAAGACUGGAGCAGUUGAAGCAAGAAUAUGAAAGGACGGCGCAAAGACUACAGAGAGCAGAGCAUCAUGAUGCCAUUCGCAGACACAGACUUACACAGAUUGAGUUGUCACAGACUUCUGAGCCGUCCUCUGCAGCUUCUUCCAUGUCAACCUCAGAUCAUUUUGAAAACCAUCAGAAUCUGCAAUUACAAACAAACAGAAACAUCUCAGAUUUUUCUGCUGUUGAGAAAACCCCUGCCUUCCAAUUGCAACUAGCUGAGAUUACAUCUACACCGUCUUUGUACUCCCCUGCAUGCAAGCGAAGCCCUGCUCACCGGCUCCGUUCAAAACGCAGUCGACUGCGCCUACAGAACAAAGAGCGAGAAUCAGACACUGACAUCAGCCAAGAGAAUAUCCAUGAAAGAGAGAACGCCGAAAUAAGGGAAUGUCCUAAUAGUAAAGGGAACAGUCUGAAAAAAGUUAAAAAUGAAGAGAAGGACUUUGAAAAGAUAAAAGAAAGAGACAUUGAGAAGGAGAAGUGUAAGGAUAGGCCAUCACGAGUAAAAACAGACAGUAAAAUUGUGAAGCCACCUCAAGUUCUGGAGAAUGAUGGGAAAAAAGAGGAACACUGUGUAUUAAACUGCUCUGUGAGUCAAUCAAAUGACAAACUGCCAGUGGUUUCAAGUAUAGAAAUUCAUUUAGAAAAUCAAAAUGCUGACAGUAGCAAGGCAGAGGUUGAUUUACCUCUUACUGAUUGGCCUGUUAAGGAAGAAUUACACUUUGGUCCACCAGUGUCUAUCUCAUUUUUCUCUCAGUCAGCUGAGGCAACUGACAAAUCAGUAGAGAUGUUAAAACAAACCAAACAGCCAUCAACUAAAAAAGAUUAUGAUGACAAAAUUGAUGUUAAACAAUCCUCAUUUACAUCUGGUGUUCUAGACUCAUGCACACUUGUCGAGGGUUUACCAUUUCCAGUGGAGUAUUAUGUUCGGACGACACGACGCAUGGCUGCAUCUAACAGCUCCAUUGAUCUAGAUGCUGUCAUUUAUAGCCAGCUCACAGGAGGGCGAGGCAGACGCAGACUGAGCCAAUCACAAUUGAGCAGUAGAGGUCAGGUGACCCCAGAGCGUUUAGAACCAGUCUGUAGGACCACUGACCAACAAAGAGGCAGAGGAAGAGGACGGAGAGGGAGGAGAGGACGUCGAAGAACGACUGUAGGACCCACAUCAUGUGCCAAUCUUACAGCAGAUUCUCCAGAGUCUCUUAACAAAUCUCACGAUGAAUUACUCAGGCAAUCAGAAUUGGUUCUUGAAGGUCCGCAGGUUGAGUCUCAGUCAAACGAUUUGCAUGAGCCUGCAGUGAAUUUAAACCCAGAGCAAGGAGCUACUCAAGAUUUAAAGCAUCUCCCAGAUUCUCAGCUUUACAUUGACUCCCAACUCAUCCCGGAUUCAAAUUUGUAUCCUAUUUUCAGGAGAAAGCUUGGACAAACUGGAUUAGAGUCUCAGAAAGGAACAAAUAAAUAUGAUCAGUCGCCAUUUUUGCCAUCAUUAACUUCACUUAUCCAGGGUCUUCAAGAAAAGAAAACAACAAGUGGACAAGUAACUCUUGAUGAUAUCCAGGAUUUCCACUUACCCGAUGAGGAUUUUGGCCAGCUGAAGCUUGAAAGAUUAUGCUUGCCCACUUCAAUCGUAGAACCCUUCCCACAGCACCAUCUAGCGUACAAAACACGGCAGAGCAGCAGGCGCCAGAGAGCGAGAAAGUGUAAAACUGAUGCACAUUUUUCAGUGGGGGAAUUGUUUACUCCAGAACCCAUAUAUAUCUCUUCACUUGAGGACAGUUUACCACAUUGCCAAUCAGAUGCCACUGACCAAUCGCAGACAGAGAUACCAAAAGAUCCUCAUGCUGUAAAUGAAAUCUCUUCAGCUCUGAUGAACUGCACUGAACCAGGCGAAUGCAUGAAUAAUGAGAGAAAGGUUGAAUCCUCAGAAGCAGAAAACAUUAAAGGGCUGCAAUCACAAAUACAAAAACAAUCUGACAUACUCCUAGAGAAAACCUCACUUUCUCCUGUGAUACUGAAGUUGAGUCCAUCUUUGACCGCGCACACGCAGAAGAGUCAAGAUCCUGUGCUGCCAUCUCUAGGAAUGUCCCCUCACUUUUUGACUCCAGCUUCACCCUUAGAUCUCCGGAGCCCUCUCUUUUCAUCAUCUGGCAUCCUUAAGUCUACCUCUUCAGUGACACUCAUGGGUUGUGUUUCUCCAGAAUCCGUCUCAGCCAAAACUUCAGAGAACAUAAAAAAUAGUAACUUUAUAAAGCGAGGAGGUCGAGCUGAAGUUCAGAGAGGCUCUAGGAUUCAGACACCAUCUAAAAUGACUCAAGAGUCAAUAACAAAAGCUCAAAAUAAUGUGAAACUGAAUAUGUCUUCUCAGAGGAACAUUGCAUUGGGAUAUGAACAUUUAAAAAGUCCAGAAACCCCAAAGAGAGAGUCCUCAUGCAUCUCAGGAAAUUACCUGGAACAUGAAAGAAGUUUUGAUGAAGAAAGCAAUCUUGAAUGUGGAAAUAAAACCAAGUGCACAACAGAAAAUGAAGCUCAGCUCCACAAUAAUCCCCAACUGGAGAGUAUUAAUCCUGUUCAAAAUUGUGAAAGCUCUAAGCUUUGGUCUGAAACCCAAAGUCAAACUCCCUUUGAUAAGAUAUCUUUGGAGACUUCUGUAAAUCAGAGAACAGAAAGAAGGAAUGAGUCAGAGGAAUUUUCUUCCAACAAUCUGACAUUAUUUCAUGAGCAAACGCCAUUCUCUGAUGCAGGUCAUUUUUCCACAGUCCUGCAGGAGAUGCAUACUUUUAAGGCGCUGGAAGAUGGAUGCGUGUUGGAUUUGUGUUUGGUGCGAUGGCCAUCAGAGGACUGCUGCAUAUGUGUGGCUGGACAAUGGAGUGUUUGUCUUUGGGCUCAAAGGAAGGGAGAUCAGACGUGGAGUCUUUCACAUUCCUGGACAUUUGCACAGUCCGUCAUGUCUUUGCAAGCAAUUGCAGACUCUUCUGGGUUGCUUUGUGUGACUUUGGGUCAAUUGGAAAUUGCAGAGGCAAGGGUGCUCUGCUGUCCAGGUAAUGAUGGACCAUUCUCUCAGACUGUUGUGUGCACGGACACGUUACAAGCUGUGGUCGGUGUGUCCAACUGUCGGCUAGUGUGUUGCUCCACCCCUGGAUAUCAGCAAAGAGUCAGCAUGUUAACCUUGUCUCAAGAGGGAAGUGUAGUGAAAAGUCUUCCCUUCAUCUCUGCUAAGCAGAACAUUCAGACCCUUGCAGCUGUAGAAGGAGAAAAAGAGGCUCUGAUUGGAUUGACAGAAUGUAAAACCCUCCUUAUAUGGAGCAUGAAGUCAGGCCAGCUGCUUCAGACUAUAUGCCUGGAGAAGACUUUAACCAGGACCAACUGUAUGAAGGGAUAUUCCUACAGAGGUGUGCUGUGUGUAUUGCUUCAAAAUUCUGGAUAUGUGUGUGAUGAAGAGAGUAACACAUGCCUUUUUACUCUGGUUGCCACAAAUCCUCUGACUGGCAAACAUAUCACACUGUCCUCCAUCAGCCACCCUGAUCAACCCAAACAGCCAUUAUUAGAUGGUGAUGUCUCGGGCUCCAGGCUGGUUGGUGUUUUCCAGAAUGGUCAUCUCGCUGUUUGGGAUCUUAGGGAGAGUGUAGCUAAAGCUACUGUUGUGCUGGAUGAGUCGUGUCGAUUAGCUCGAUGGGCAGGACCAGACACACUACUGACUGGAUAUCUCAACGGGGAUGUCAGUGUGUUUCAUUAUAAAUCGGCGUAAACGGUUCAUACAAAGUUUCUGUGAAUCUUUUUUUAAAUGUUAAAGAAAAAUCAAGAUACGUUUUCAGAUUUCGGUUGUUUGUGCGAGUUGUGCACUGUCUUAUGCAAGCUAUUCAUAAAUAUAAGCAUUACCAGAAACAGUUGUACUUUUGGAUAUGUAAAAAUAUAUUUUACAAAAUAAAACUAAAUUCUGGCAAUUC
Messenger RNA from Danio rerio (zebrafish), 4188 nucleotides. The record is from RefSeq and is a predicted model, not a curated record. NCBI's taxonomy places the organism in Eukaryota, Metazoa, Chordata, Actinopteri, Cypriniformes, Danionidae.